GCGCGGUGUUUAGUAUGAAUCAAUUGUCGGCGUCGUUGUUGCUGCUUGUCUUGUCGCUUUGGUUUGUUGCCGCGUACGAUUGUCAGUUGUACUCGGAGGAGGAUGACUUGGUUUGCUUCUCGAAUUCGUCGUUGAAGAAAGCGGUGCUGGAGAGCGAUUUCUGCUGGAUUGUUGAGUUCUACGCGAGCUGGUGUGGACACUGCCAUCACUUUGCACCUACAUGGAAAAAUUUUGCACACAGUGUCAAAAACUGGACGACUGUGGCACGAGUGGGUGUUAUCGACUGUGGCAAUCGAGUAAACACGGCCUCUUGUCAGCAUUUUAAAGUUCAAGGCUUUCCUACAAUCAGAUUGUUCUAUGCUCAUUCCAAAAUGUCGGAAGUCGGAGUUGAAGUUCGUGAACGGGGUAUUAAUGGUCUUCAGCAGUCUGUCAUUAAACACAUUGAAUCUCAACCCAACUCACCUCAUUCUUGGCCAGUACUAAAACCUGUAGACAGUGUUACAACUGUGAAGCAGUGGAUGUUGGCUCAGACAGCUGGUCAGCAAGUAUUUUUGAUCAUUGAAGAUAAAGAGUCCUAUCUGGGAAGACAGGUUAUUAUGGAAAUGUAUGGCCAACAUAAUAAAGUGAAGAUUAGAAGAGCGACUAACAACCAGUCUGACAUAGCUGCUUUUUGUGGAGUCGCUUAUUUUCCUGCAAUUGUUGUUAUUUCAAAAGGAAAACUUGACAAGUUAAAAUCAGAUGGCAAGGAUUUGUUAAGCUAUAUUACUGCUGUUACACGAGAGCUGGAGAAGAAACGUCAAGUUGAUAAAAAGACUGCUGAAAAAAAGAACAUACGUGACGUUGUACACAAAAAGAAGCCACAGAUUGCUUCUCAAGAUAUUGGUAAAACUCAACAGAAAAAUGUUAAGAGUCAUCAGAAUAGUCGUGUUGAUGCACGUAGAACUCAUCACAGUAGGAAGCCUACAGUGUACUUAGAAGAUCUUGUAGCUACUCUGACCUUCUCUUUUCGACAUGAAAUUCCUCUUCAUGAUAUAUCAGGCAGUCGCUUCAAGACGCUGAACCGCUUUGUCCAACUUUUAAGUAGUUGUUUACCAGUGCCAAUGACAAUUCGACACAUGUUGGAUCAGUUGUCAAAUAGAAUGAAGUUGAUUGACUUACGGCUCAAGAAAAUUGAUGUCAGCACAUGGAUGCGUCUCACAAGCCCAGAGCAAUAUAGAGGUGAAGUUCAACCUCACCAGCAAUGGGUUGCAUGCAAAGGAAGUGAACCUCAUUACCGUGGCUAUCCCUGUGGUUUGUGGACACUGUUCCACACUGCUGUCAUCAACUGUGCUAGAUAUGAUCCAACCUUGCAGAAAACAUGCAGCAGAUGGACAUGGAGACGUGCUCAGCCAAAAUCUCACCUCGUUGUCCCCGGAUCUAAACAUAUAGACAUCACUGAAAUCCUUUCUGCCAUUCAUGAUUACAUUCGCGACUUCUUUGGCUGUCGUCAAUGCAGUGAAAAUUUCUCCAAGAUGGCAGUUGACAUUUCAAAAGAAGUUUCAACACCCUCUGACGGGGUCCUGUGGCUGUGGAGAGCACACAAUAAAGCCAACAUGAGACUGCGAGAUGCAAAGAGCUCGGAUCCUGAAUAUCCAAAAAUCCAGUUUCCAUCAUCAGAGCAGUGUCCACAUUGCCGCACGACGGCAUCCCAAUCUGAUGGUAAUAUUCCAUGGGACAAAAGUGCUGUUCUGUGUUUUCUAAUGGAUAUGUAUCGGCAUGAGUCAAUACGUUCUAUUAGCACGUCAGUACAUCGACCUGUUGUCACACACGGAAUACGAAUAAAGCCAAGAAUACACAGCUACAAGAAUCAGAUAGAAGCAGACAUCCACACACCGCUUUUCUAUGGAAUGGAUUGGAAAUUUUCUGUGUUUCUGUAUUUUAUCUCAAUGGCAGCUCUUGUGUUUAUUGGUUGGACUCUUCUACGAUCACGUAGUUGCAAGCGCAGAAGACUUCGAUUCAAUCUAGCUUAA
Corticium candelabrum is the source of this 2009-nucleotide messenger RNA. RefSeq names its product sulfhydryl oxidase 2-like. The transcript is spliced from 11 exons. Gene Ontology annotation, cellular component: Golgi membrane. The coding region runs from base 15 to 2009 and encodes 664 amino acids. Gene Ontology annotation, molecular function: flavin-dependent sulfhydryl oxidase activity; protein disulfide isomerase activity. NCBI's taxonomy places the organism in Eukaryota, Metazoa, Porifera, Homoscleromorpha, Homosclerophorida, Plakinidae. The record is from RefSeq and is a predicted model, not a curated record. Gene Ontology annotation, biological process: protein folding.